CUGGGAUGCAGGCUAGGCUUUAGCAUGAAGGAAAAAAAUUCGGUUUCUGCAGCUGUCACAUUUCAUAGAUCAUAGAACAUAUGAUUAAUUUUCUCAUUCAAAUUAUGGGGAUAUGGAUACCCUAGUCAAGCGGUAGGAUGACCAAGCUGCGAAUAGCGUCUUUAAAGUGAAUUGGGAGUCCUAAAUUAGGAUCACGCCUAAUGCCAAAUCACAUGAUCAAUAAGUACUGAAAAGUAACAGCAAAGUAUUUCAGCAGAAAAACCAACAUGAUGUCAGCUCAGAACAACCGUGUAAAAACAGUGGAUGGGAUAUGGAAAUAUCCUGUAACAACGUCAUUGAAGAAGCAACCUAAGUUGUUGCUUGUCCCAAAAACUUCUUUUUCUCCUGCCAAGUCGAAUGUGGAACUAAGAACACAUAUUUAUCGUAAAUAUCCAUUAUAUAACGAUUUUUAAUUUAAAAAACAACAAGAAACAUACCAAAUGACUUUCUUUGAGGGAAAACCUAUUCGUCCAAAUGAUGCUUUCGAUCUUCUGUGAUAAAAUUGAUAGUUGCUUGGCCAUCAACGGAAAACAUUCGACAAAUUCUCUGUCAAAAUAAAAGUAAGUAACGCUCAGUCUAAAAAUGGAUUAGCAAAUUGAACUGAGAUACCAACAAUUUGCAACAGUCAGGCUACAAUGCGGCUUUUAGUAGACAGGUACUUGAAGGGGAAAAAGAAAAAAAACGUACGCAUAUAGAUCUAGGUACACCUGACUGAAGGAGCAAGCUCAGGGAUCGUUCAAGACAGAACGUACUCCCUGGCAGAAACUAUCAUUAUUUGCGUCAAAGAAAAACAAUACGGAGCCAGAAUAAUUCUCUAAAAGGCACGAAAUCGCACUCUAUUGGGGAAAACAAGCAUGACAGUCUUUUGAAAUUUAUAACACGCAAAGGGUCCAGAUAACAAAUAUCUUUUAGAAACUGAAUGAAAUUAUCCCUUGAAGUGGUACAGUAUUGGCAUUAGGUUUUCAAAUACGAUGCGUUGCACUUUAAGAUAGUCAAGAAGCAGCCAAUGUAGUUUGUAUGCAAUGCCUGAUAGUAUUUUGUCGAAUACGUUGGUUAAUUAAAAGAAUUCUCGAAUAAAAAUAAUGGUUAUUUGAACUUCUUCUUCCUUUGCGGAACAUUUUUGUGUCUCUGUUUUGUAUUCGUGCCAUAAUGUAAAAGACUUCAAACACAAAGUCAAUUUUCUGUUAAGAUUAAAUGUUUAUCUUGUACAGUUCGUUAACUAGAGGAAUUAAUAUCAAUCAAUUAUAUUAAAGUUGACGAUAGUCUUUUAAUGCUCAAUACACACUUUCUUCUAACUAGAUUUGAACCAUCCCAUCAACGCCUCUGCUUUUUUACAAAAAACUUAGUGUUUGUUUUAUCAUCGUUAAGAAAACAGUAUUUCGUUUCCUUUUGUCGUCGCUGUUAAUUAGCAUAGUGUACUGUUUAAUCCACACGAGAUUCUUCCUAUUGCAAACGAAUAAAUUCAAAAAAAGUUUGAAAUAACCAUCAUCAACUUAAGGAUAUUCCGUUACAUGAUAAUCAUUACCGUCUUAUGCUCUUCGUGGUACUGGCUUUAACUUUUCAGUUGAUUUUCCGUAUGAUCUUUAGCGAGAAUUUUCAGAGCAGCGCACAUUUAGAAACAAACUGCUCUUUUACGGACACAAAAGCGACAUGAAGCGAACACAGUGACGCUACAAGGAAAUUUUCAUUCGUAAAAUUUGGCAUUCAGAAUAAAUUGCGCAUGACUUAAAACAAAUAAGAAAAGAUGAACCGCUCGUGCCCAGAAGAACCAUACUUUUGCCCGUCAAUAUGGCCAUUAGACAUGCCGUGGCCCCAUUUGAUCACUUGGUCCUUUUUUAUCGCCCUUUUGUCACCAAUCACCAUCAUCUCGAACGCAGCACUAAUUUAUGGACUUUACAAAUUGGAGCAGCUAGACACGAUCACAAACAAAUUCAUUCUCGUGAUGAAUAUAUCAGAUCUUGGAACGGGAAUAUUUAUCCUGCCAUCCAUAGCUGUAAUGGCAGCUUUAAAAAACAAGUUCCGCAACUGUGUUUUUGAAAAGGUUAUUCAAUGUACCGCCUUUCUUCUGGCAUAUUUCUCGUUUUUCAUGUUGAUGUGCGUAUCUUUGGAUCGUUAUCUUCACGUGACGAAACUCAAAAAGUACAAUAAGUUCAUGAACGAAUUUCGCAUGAAGGUGAUCGUUGUGUUUAGCUUCGUAACAUCGGCAAUAAUCGCCUACAUAUCGAUCGCGUUCCCUUCUUUCCCGCUGCAAGUCGCGUUGAAUUUAUCCGAUCUUUUUGGUGUUCUGUUUAUGUUCAUCUUGUAUUCGGUGGUGUUUCACAAAAUUUUAAUUAAUGCUGAGAGAGUUAAAAACAUGCUAAGAGAUGCGGGAGAAGAUUCGGGUAACCGAGAAACAAGACGAGAAAUCUCGGCAACGAAAAAGAUUCGUUAUGUCCUGGGCGCCUUGUUGGUUCUGUAUCUACCGUACAACAUUUUCUCCGCAAUCUGGACGUAUUACAAAUUCCAGGAGAAGAAGAAUCCCCCUUUAACCACAAACACACUAGAAUAUUGGUCUUAUAUAAUUGUGUUUUUUAAUGCUUCAGUAAAUGCUAUCCUAUUCGCUUAUGGCAACAGCGUUGUGAGAAGAUUUUUAAUUGGAUGCAUUUUCAGAAAUCAAAUUGCUCCAAUGAGCGCAGUAAGCGACGUCACAAAGACCUCUAAAAUUGCGAGCAAGGUCUAGUUGAAGCCAUUCAAGGAGAGGUUGACGUCAUCUGCUCUAAGAUAGUCUCUUGUCCAUGCAAUGUAAUUAUUUUUUGGUGAGAGCAAUAAUCAAUCGGUGCACAUAUGAACUUUUCACAAAAGCAGUGUGAAGGCUCCUACGCUGCAUAAGGCAUAGAGAGGUUUUACUGGCUGAUCAAUGGUAGCUAUAAAAAAUGGUUCAAUUUUUCAGUCGUUGACAGGAUUUUCUCCUUACACGGUGAUGGAAAAAUAAUAGCAACAACGAAGAAAAGGAAACGGACAACAGAUUCUAAAUUUUUGUCGAUUGCUGAUCCUUGCCUUUUAAUUUUUUCGAGUGUUGAUAACGUCAAGAAACUUUAUUUCACUCCACUCAGCUUCAGCACAGAAUACAUCACAAAUUCAUAUAGACUGGAAGAAACAAAGGUUGAUAUUUUGCAAUUUUUUGCAUUAGUUUGGCAGUGUCAUAGUGUUGUGCUAAGAAUGAUCGUCUAUGAUAUGUAUCUGUAAAACUUAAUGUUAUGUUCUGUUAUAUUGCUGUUUAAACGCUGCAAAUAAACAUAAUUAAGCGUAGUUAUGUUAUGUUGUAUAACAAGAUUGUAAAAUUAGAUUAAGGGCCAUCUUGGACUGAAUAUAUCUCAAAAAGAUGUUAGUGGUAAAAAGUUCAAGUGCUGCAAGGAGAGACAUAUAAGACUACGGUGUCCUAACAUUUCCUAAACAGCCGCUGUUCGUAGUGCUUAUUCAUGAAUGGAGUAAAUCUUUGUGCUAACUCGUCGAUCAUGAAACAUCUAUAUUAACGGACAGUAGCUAAACUUUAACAUUUCAAUAGCUCCCAUGACAUUCAUGGUUUUUUCUUCGGGAAUAUAAAUUGAGACCCUUGCAAGAGCACGUCGCUUAUAUUACGCUUCCGUUUACACCAUAUUUACAUGUUGUUAAAAAUUUACUUAUUGGUCAGUUACAGCUCCCGACAAUUUUUUUCGAUCUUUAUUGAGAUUUCAGUAUCCUUCUUGCCAAAUACAAGAGAUGGCAUUUCUCCGCGUUCAAUUCUAUGCAGGUUUGUGCAAACCUAUUUCUUUGUUCAACAGUAUCAUUUUCUAGCUUUAAAAUAGAUUCUCUCAAACUUUUUUUAGAAUUCUCAUUUUUAUAUCGUCUACAUAUUUACAAAUUUCAGUCUCAUACAUCAAAAGGAAAAUAUCAUUGGUAAAUUAAUAAAAAGAA
Molecule: messenger RNA, 3972 nt
Organism: Rhopilema esculentum
Lineage: Eukaryota; Metazoa; Cnidaria; Scyphozoa; Rhizostomeae; Rhizostomatidae
Source: RefSeq, a predicted model, not a curated record